AUGGAUUUCCUUAAUCACCGCUAUCACCCAUAUCAUAAUAUAUCACAUAAUAAUUUAACAAAUACUACUUCAGCUGUUGAUGCAGUGACUAUUUUAAUACCAGUAUGGAUUAUACUUGCAGUUGUAGCAAUAAUUUUAUUUUUAUUAUUGGUUACUUAUGGUUUUGCUAGUGCUAUUUUACUUAUGAUUAAAGUAUUCAACAAUGUAAAAACAAAACUAUCCAAAAGUAAAUCAGAUACAAAAUUAACAACCGAGACUUAUAAUUGUAAUGAUACAACAGAUUUAAGUUCAUCAAUUACAAGGGUUGAAGUAGUAUAA
Molecule: messenger RNA, 318 nt
Organism: Insectozyma verbasci
Lineage: Eukaryota; Fungi; Ascomycota; Pichiomycetes; Serinales; Debaryomycetaceae
Source: the annotation of a GenBank genome assembly